AUGGCAGCAAAAAUAAAGUUUUGGAGGGAUGGAACGAUCUGUUUGGACGAAGAAGCUCUACAAAAAGUUAUUCGGUUGGCCUACGACAAAUGUAUGGACUGGACCGAAUUCGUUUGCGUUACUGAAGGAAUAAAACGGCACGAGAAAAUCGAGGAUUAUGGAUUCGAGAAGACUUACGAUGCCGCAUUGAAAAAAGUGAAAAGAGAAAUCGAAGAGGAGGAAAAGGCGAAAAGGCCCAUCAAGGAGGGAUCUACUGCUUUCGCAGCACCGGCAGCUGCAGCACUCUUAGAAAAGGAUGGUCCGAAGCGGGGAAUCUCGACACGGGUAGCCUCGACCUUUUUGCAGCUCAAGGAGAUUCUCAAUGAAUGGUCGGCACACGCCAUAUGGGUUAUUGUUUGGCCGUUGGAACAAAAAUUCAAGGAGGACGAAGUUACGGAAGUGGUGAGGGCCUGCGAGAGGCAUUUUGAGAAUGGUGGCCGUAUAGUUUCGGCAUGGCCUCCGGUUGUUGCGAAGAAUUCUGAGGUGUGGAAAAAGAUGAUCGAUAUCUGGAAACUAUUGGAUGCGACUCUGGAGAGGAGAGCAGGAUCUGGACAGUUUUUCAGAACGGCGAACUCGAAAAUAGAGGAGGGAAAAAUAUUCUGUGAGCUGGGAGCACCAGAAUCGUGUUUAUCAUUUUACGGAACCGACUGCACGGUAGGAUGUGCGAAAGUGGUGUACGAGACGAUUAAAAGAAGGACGACCAAUUCGGUGGAGCUGCCAGAACUUAAAAGGAUGGAGCCUCAGCUGCUGAGGACAGCAGCUUCGGAGAGGGGAGGCAUGUGGGCCGAAAGAUCAUGGGUGCGACCCACAAAACGCCGGGGCGAUCUGGGCGGGAAUUAG
Molecule: messenger RNA, 879 nt
Organism: Haemonchus placei
Lineage: Eukaryota; Metazoa; Nematoda; Chromadorea; Rhabditida; Trichostrongylidae
Source: the annotation of a GenBank genome assembly